AUGGCAGAGACGAAGACAUUCCGCAACCCCGUCAUCCCCGGCUUCGCGCCCGACCCGUCUGUGGUCUUCGUGGACGGGGUCUUUUACCUCGCCACCUCGUCUUUUCACGUCUUCCCCGGGAUCCCGAUAUAUGCGUCGACGGACCUCCAAGAAUGGAAACACAUCGGCAACGCGAUCAACCGCAAAGAGCAGCUCAGCCUCGAGCGCGCCGAGACGGCGGUGAUGCCCCUCGACACGGGCAACAUCAUGGUCUCAUCCGCAGGCCUAUUCGCUCCCUCGAUUCGACACCAUGAGGGCAGGUUCUACAUCAUCUGCACCAACGCAACCCGCUGCGACGGGGAGUUCUGCCUCGAGAACUUCUACGUUAGCACAGCCGACAUAUGGGCCGGCGAGUGGUCUGACCCGAUCUACUUCCCCUUCCACGGUAUCGACCCCAGUCUGUUCUUCGACGACGACGGGAGGGCGUACGUGCAGGGGUGCUGGAUGAUUGACCGCCUGAAGCAGCCGAGCUGCACGAUCAAGCAAUUUGAGAUCGACAUCAAGACGGGCGAGGCGCUUUCCGAGGUCAAGGAGAUCUGGGGCGGGUUCGCGAAGUAUGAUACCGAGGGCCCGCAUUUUUAUAAGCGCGGGGAGUGGUACUAUUUGCUUGUGGCUGAGGGCGGGACGUUUGAGCAUCACAUGUUGAGUAUUGGGCGCUCGAAGAGUAUUUGGGGCCCGUUUGAGUCGUGGAAGGGGAACCCCAUCAUGACUGCGGACGGGAAGGCGGAGUAUGUACAGAAUGUUGGCCAUGGAGAGCUCUUUCAGGAUGGAGAGGGGAAGUGGUGGGCUGCUGUGUUGGGGGUGAGGGAUGAGGAUAGGGCGCCGCCUUUGGGGAGGGAGACGUUCUUGACGGCGGUGGAGUGGCCGGAGGGAGGGUGGCCAAGUGUGCAGCAGCCGAGGACGGAGUUCCAGCGCGAGGUGAAGGAAACCAUUGGAACGAGGAGAGAUCUGCCGCCGUCGCCGAAGGAUGUUGAUCUGGUCUACAUUCGGGAUCCUGAUUUUGAAAAGUACGAGUUCAGCGGAGAGGGUGACGAGGGGGCUUUUCGACUUCGGGCGAGCAGUUCCAGCAUCUCAUCCCCAUCCGGUACAGCUACAUUCGUCGGGAAGCGGCAAAGGGCAAUGGACGCGAGUGCCUCGGUCAUGUUAGACAUUUCGGCGACGAAGUCGGGAGACCCUCUCGUUGCAGGCCUGGCUCUUUACAAAGACGCGCUGCGUCAUGUUUCUCUCGCGUACGACUUUGCCUCAUCGCGGCUAGUAUUCGACGUCACAACCACAUCGGAAGACAAGAAGCAGAGCGUCUCCCUGGAUGCCGGCUCGGGGACAACUUCACUGAGCUUCCGGGUUGAGACGUCAGAGAAGGAGUACACGUUCUUCUACCGGGAGAAGGACAACGAGGAUUGGAAGCAAGCGGGAUCGGCAUGUGUGGCAGAUCUGGUCGCAAGAGAGAUGACUGGGCCAAAUUUCGGGUUGUUUGCUCAUGCCUCCGGAGCCGAGGGUGUUGGAAAGGAGGCAAGAUUUGACAAGUUCAUUGUGGAGGGACAAAAGAGCUUGGUGUGGUAG
Molecule: messenger RNA, 1599 nt
Organism: Colletotrichum chrysophilum
Lineage: Eukaryota; Fungi; Ascomycota; Sordariomycetes; Glomerellales; Glomerellaceae
Exons: 2
Coding region: 1-1599 (532 amino acids)
Biological process (GO): carbohydrate metabolic process
Molecular function (GO): hydrolase activity, hydrolyzing O-glycosyl compounds
Source: RefSeq, a predicted model, not a curated record